AUGGGCCGCUUAAUCGAUCGGGAGCCACCAUAUGAGCCCGAGACCCCUUUACGGCUGGUGGUCGCAGGACUCUCCCGCACUGGCACAGCAUCUUUGUAUCUCGCAUUACAGGAACUCGGAUAUACACCAUGGCACAUGUGCGAGCCCAUCGAUGAUCCCAGCCGCAUGUACAACCAAUGGACGGAAGCGAUGAAAUGCCGCUUCUUCGGAGAGGGUCUUCCAUAUGACCGGAAGGAUUUCGACAAGCUGCGAGGCCCUUACGAUGCCCUGUUGGAUAUUCCAGCUUGUCUGUUCUGGGACGACUUCCACGAGCUGUAUCCGGAGGCGAAAAUCAUCCUCACUACUCGAUCCGCCGACUCGUGGUUCAAGUCGAUUCACAGCACCAUCAUUCCCUGGCUGGAGAAGCCCCUGCUGAAAGUUCUUCAACAUUUCGAUCGCAAGCAACUGGGACCCGAAAUGCGCAUGGUCAAAACGGCAUACAAGGUCAUUUGCAACAACAAUUACCACAGCCCCAAAACUAAGGAGCGCUAUCUCCAGCACAAUGAGCGGGUCCGGAAUGGUGUUAACUCCGGCCGGUUCUUGGAGCUCCGACUCGGGGAUGGGUGGGAGCCCCUCUGCGAGUUCCUUGGUGUGCCUGUGCCCGAUAAGCCAUACCCCCGGGUCAACAACACGAACGAGUUCAACCAGGGAGCGGGAGAGGCCGAUGCGGCAAUGCUAGCCGGUAUCAUUAAGCCGUGGCUGGCUGUGCUCGUUCCGGUGGUUGCCGCUGGCUUGUGGUUCUCUUUCAAAUCUUGA
Messenger RNA from Penicillium argentinense, 795 nucleotides. RefSeq names its product sulfotransferase family protein. The transcript is spliced from 2 exons. Lineage: Eukaryota; Fungi; Ascomycota; Eurotiomycetes; Eurotiales; Aspergillaceae. The coding region runs from base 1 to 795 and encodes 264 amino acids. The record is from RefSeq and is a predicted model, not a curated record.